Molecule: messenger RNA, 980 nt
Organism: Cyclopterus lumpus (lumpfish)
Lineage: Eukaryota; Metazoa; Chordata; Actinopteri; Perciformes; Cyclopteridae
Product: cell death-inducing p53-target protein 1 homolog
Exons: 6
Coding region: 201-638 (145 amino acids)
Molecular function (GO): zinc ion binding
Source: RefSeq, a predicted model, not a curated record
UGAAGCUGACUAUAGUCCCUCCAUUACAUUUGAAGAAAACAGGAAAUACCUCCUUCUAUAUUUCCUCCGUCUCCAGUGGCUUCAUCGUGAUUCUUCCUGCCUCACUACCAGGCUCCAACAGAUAGGACCCAGGAAGUCAGGCGGGGACCGGGUGGGCUUGUUGAGACUGAUCAGCAUACAUUGUGUAAAGAUUUCUGAAGAUGGAAAAAGGAUACCCACCACACGAGUCCGCUCCACCGUACCCUGGGCCCCCCAUGAACUAUGGGGGUGCAGUGCAGCAGCCAGGGAUGUACCCUCAGCCGGGCUUCUCUCCUGCAGCGCCUCCACCUGCUGUGUAUCAGGGAGGUGUUCCUUUUGCUCCGGCCAUGGCUGCACCUGGCACAACAGUGACUCACUUGGUAGUAACACCGGCACUGCAUGACGCCCCAGGACAAACUGUGUGUCCCCACUGCCAGCAGACAGUGAUCACCAACACAGAGCGCACUGCCGGCCUGAUGACCUGGGCCAUCUGUGGGGGCCUCGCCCUCUUUGGGUGUUUUCUUUGCUGUUGUAUCCCGUUCUGCGUGGAUUCCUGUCAAGAUGUGGCCCAUCACUGUCCUUCCUGCCAAAAAGUCAUUUACGUAUACAAGCGAAUGUAAAAUUAACUAUAUGGGGGAGAAUAUCGUAAUGCUUAUCUGUAGCCUCACUUGCUCGACACAACACUACAACUAAUACUGUGUUAUAUUCACCAUGCAGUGAAACAUUUGUAAUUCCUAUAACAACAAUUAUGCCAAUAAAAAUGACAAAAACAAUUGUUUCUAGCUGUCUGCUGUAGCCACUAAGCCUCACAUUUGGUCCAGUGGUGAAACCGGUUGUUUGCCGGGUGUCUUACGUUUUCUACAGCACUGAUUAGAUUUCAGUGGUCAAAGGUCAUUGUGACCUCAUAAAACACAUUUUUGUCCGUAAUAAGAACUCAUUGGCUAAUAAAUAUUUCAUACCAA